AUGCAGACAGUCCCCAUUCACGACUCGGCACUCAGCCUUAUCGGACACACGCCGCUCGUCAGACUCGACCGUAUCGCGCGCGAGGAAGGCCUCAGGUGUAACUUGUUGGCAAAGGUCGAGGGAUUCAGCGCAGGCGGGAGCGUCAAGGACCGUAUCGCCCUCCGGAUGGUCGAAGAAGCAGAGAAACAAGGCCGCUUGAUCCCUGGCGUCUCGGUGCUCGUCGAACCCACGAGUGGGAAUACGGGGAUUGGACUGGCGCUUGUUGCGGCUGUCAAGGGCUACAGGGUCGCGCAGCCGGAGAAGAUGAGCAAGGAGAAGUCUAACACGCUCAAAGCGCUCGGGGCCGAGAUCUACCGGACACCGACAGAAGCGGCGUGGGACUCGCCUGAAUCGCACAUCAGCCUCGCGAAGAGAAUUGUCGAGGAGACGCCGAACGCGGUCAUGCUCGACCAGUACAAUAACCCUGCCAACCCGGACGCCCACUACCACACCACCGCCCUCGAGAUCCUCACCUCCCUCUCUCUCGUCCCCUCGACCCCCUCGCGCCCCUCCAGCGGCACAGUAGACGUCCUCGUCGCCGGCGCCGGGACAGGCGGGACCCUCACUGGUCUCUCGAGGCGCUUGAGGGAGGCGAAUCCGGAGUUGGUCAGUUUGGGAGUGGAUCCGGUGGGCAGUGUGCUGGCGAGACCGGAGAGUCUGAAUGUUCUCAAGGAGGGGGAGAGCGCGAUUUAUAAGGUCGAAGGAACCGGCUACGACUUUGUCCCCGCCGUCCUCUCCCACCCCAACGUAACCCACUGGCUCAAAUCAACUGACACCGACUCCUUCGCCACCUGCAAGCGCCUCAUCCGAACGGAAGGCUUGUUGGUAGGCGGCUCGUCGGGCGCUUCGGUGCAUGCGGCGUUGAGGUGGUUGAAGAGCGAGGAAGGGUGGAGGGUUGCGGGUGGGAAGGAGGGGAAAAACGUGGUUGUUGUUUUGCCGGAUUCGAUCCGUAACUACAUCACCUCCUCCUGGCUCAACGACGACUCGCCCACCGCCACCGCAGACAAGUCCCACUCGGUCGCGACGGAUUUGGGGGACGUCGAUGCACUCGCGAGGAAGAUGAGCGGGUUGGCGACGCCGCCGGAUUCGGCGCAUGGGGAUGCGUAG
This is a messenger RNA of Rhodotorula toruloides NP11, 1146 nucleotides long. Its product is annotated as cystathionine beta-synthase. The coding region runs from base 1 to 1146 and encodes 381 amino acids. The record is from RefSeq and is a predicted model, not a curated record. Lineage: Eukaryota; Fungi; Basidiomycota; Microbotryomycetes; Sporidiobolales; Sporidiobolaceae. The transcript has 9 exons. Gene Ontology annotation, cellular component: cytoplasm. Gene Ontology annotation, molecular function: cystathionine beta-synthase activity; cysteine synthase activity.